GCCUCAGGGCCAGACAGAGACACAUGCACGACGAUCUCAGUCCCCCAUCACACCUUUGACGAUCCCACAUGGCCUCCUUGAGUUUUAUCAUGUGUCACAGCGAGCGGCUAGGAGUGGUACUCUGACAGUUACUCCUAGCCCGACUGUGUCACAACCAUCGACAUCAACUACUCCACAUGUUGGGACAUCGGAGCGUGAAGAAAGUAGCUCUGAUUCUGACGAAGAACGUCCCAAAAAAGGAGACCCUCCGAGUUUUGAAUUUUGAUAUGAAUGGUCGUCUCAUAAUUGAGCCAGUUGGAUACACCUUCUAUCCAGGCAAAGCAACAAAAAGAAUUUCAAAGACGAUCAAAGGACUCUAUAGAGGCGCUGUUCCGUCUUGGGGCAAGGUGCCAGUGAAACUGAAGAAGCAGAUGUUUCUCGAGUUUAGGGUAUUUAAUAUUUGUAGUAAAAUACUAUAUAUUGAUUGUUUAUGGGAUAUUCCUUUAAUAUGCUCCCUAAUCAUAUUAAUUUCUUUGCAGACAAAGUGUUCCUGGAAGCCGGAACAUCAUGAUUUAGUAGCGCAAAACUUUGAGAAAAAAGCAGCAAAAAUACUUAAGGAUGAGUUACUUAGAGCUCGUAAUAAUUGCGUGCAGCCUGAUUGGAUUCAAGAUGAAUGGUGGAAGGAUCUGCUGCACUACUGGGCAACUGAUCCGACUUUUUGAAACGAAGUGAAAAUGGGAAGGCCGCUAGAGCCUCAAUGAAAGGUGGAUCGCUGCACACUAGUGGCACCACGAGUCAAGUAGACUUGAUGAAACGGCUGGUAUGUCUCCUUCUUUAGCUUUGUCAAAUGACAUUUCUUAUUCUUGUUGGUUCAAAUUUAUGGAACUGUUUUGGUUCUUUAUUUUUUGGGAUUGUUUUGGUGAUUUUGUUGGAUUGUGUUGGUUCAGUUAUUUGGGACUGUUUUAGUUCAAUUUUGGAAUGGUUUUAGUUAUUUUGUAGAUCU
This is a messenger RNA of Lycium ferocissimum, 982 nucleotides long. RefSeq lists its product as uncharacterized. The transcript has 2 exons. NCBI's taxonomy places the organism in Eukaryota, Viridiplantae, Streptophyta, Magnoliopsida, Solanales, Solanaceae. Bases 177 to 701 code for a protein of 174 amino acids. The record is from RefSeq and is a predicted model, not a curated record.